Prunus armeniaca (apricot) is the source of this 1656-nucleotide messenger RNA. Lineage: Eukaryota; Viridiplantae; Streptophyta; Magnoliopsida; Rosales; Rosaceae. The record is from the annotation of a GenBank genome assembly.
AUGGAAGCUAAUAAUUCUAAUGUUUCGCGAGCUGAAGAACUUAAACUCCUUGCAAAUGAAGCAUACAAAGCUCAUAAAUUUGCUCAAGCAAUUGAUCUGUAUACACAAGCGAUUGAAGUAAACAGUCAGAAUGCUGUGUACUGGGCCAAUCGUUCAAUUGCCCACCUUAAACUGGAGGAAUAUGGCAGUGCCAUACAAGAUGCUUCUAAGGCUAUUGAAGUUGAUCCUAAAUACUCAAAGGGAUAUUACAGGCGAGGUGCAGCUUAUCUUGCUAUGGGGAAAUUUAAAGAAGCACUAAAGGAUUUUCAGCAGGUCAAAAGAAUCCGUCCAAAUGAUCCUGAUGCUACCAAGAAAUUGAAGGAAUGUGAGAAAGCAGUGAUGAAGCUUAAAUUUGCAGAAGCAAUUUCUGUACCAGAGUCUGAAAGGCGUCCUGUAGCUGAUUCUAUUAAUUAUCGUUCUAUAGGAAUGGGCCCCAGUACAUCAUCAGUGUCCGCCGAAGUUGCCGUAGCAGCACUGGCAAUGACAGUUGGGGCAGCGAUGGUUAUGAUGAGAACAGCAGUGACUGCAGUUAUGGCCACAGUAGUGGUGGUGGUCAUGGUGGCCCUGGGGGCACGUUGGUGGCGUGGCUUCCAUGGUGGUGUCUAUACCAAGAGUCGAGUACAUGACCUAGAUGUGGAGCCACAAUAUUCAGGUGCAAGGAUAGAAGGAGAUGUUGUUACUUUGGAUUUCGUGAAGAAAAUGAUGGACGAUUUCAAGCAUCAAAAGAAUUUACACCAACGAUAUGCCUUCCAAAUUGUCUUACAAACGAAAGAAAUGUUGCAAGCCCUGCCUUCUCUUGUCGAUAUAAACGUUCCUAAGGGCAAUCAUUUUACUGUUUGUGGUGAUGUACAUGGUCAGUUCUAUGAUCUCCUAAAUAUUUUUGAGCUUAACGGGCUUCCUUCAGAGGAGAAUCCGUAUCUAUUCAAUGGAGACUUUGUGGAUAGGGGAUCUUUUUCGUUGGAGGUGAUCCUAACAUUGUUUGCAUUUAAGUGCAUGUCUCCAUCAGCAAUAUAUCUUGCAAGAGGAAAUCACGAGAGCAAGAGCAUGAAUAGGAUAUAUGGUUUUGAGGGCGAGGUCCAGUCCAAGUUAAGUGAAAAAUUUGUGGAGCUGUUUGCUGAAGUGUUUUGUUGUUUACCGCUGGCUCAUGUAAUAAAUGGGAAGGUUUUUGUAGUUCAUGGGGGUCUUUUCAGUGUUGAUGGGGUUAAACUCAGUGACAUUAGAGCAAUUAAUCGGUUUUGUGAACCUCCUGAGGAAGGGUUGAUGUGUGAAUUGCUGUGGAGUGAUCCACAACCUACACCUGGAAGAGGCCCGAGCAAGCGAGGUGUAGGCCUUUCUUUUGGCGGUGAUGUGACAAAAAGAUUUUUGCAGGAAAACAAUUUAGAUUUAGUUGUGCGCUCUCAUGAAGUAAAGGAUGAGGGAUAUGAGAUUGAGCAUGAUGGCAAACUCAUCACUGUUUUUUCUGCUCCAAAUUACUGUGAUCAGAUGGGUAACAAAGGCGCCUUUAUCCGUUUCGAAGCACCAGAUUUGAAGCCCAACAUUGUUACUUUUUCAGCAGUGGACCAUCCUGAUGUCAAGCCGAUGGCAUACGCGAAUAACUUCCUCCGACUCUUUCAGUAA